Messenger RNA from Monodelphis domestica (gray short-tailed opossum), 4447 nucleotides. It is a transcript of the gene PRMT3, whose product is annotated as protein arginine methyltransferase 3. NCBI's taxonomy places the organism in Eukaryota, Metazoa, Chordata, Mammalia, Didelphimorphia, Didelphidae. Gene Ontology annotation, biological process: peptidyl-arginine methylation, to asymmetrical-dimethyl arginine; chromatin remodeling. The record is from RefSeq and is a predicted model, not a curated record. Gene Ontology annotation, cellular component: nucleus. Gene Ontology annotation, molecular function: histone methyltransferase activity; protein-arginine N-methyltransferase activity.
UGGAGGUGCGCCCACGUGACCCCCUCCGCCCGCUUGCGGAGCCGGAAGAGGGAGAACCAGCUUUCGCGCACGCGCACAACACCUCCCACUUUCCGGCUAGGCUUUGCUUUUGCCCCAGAGCCCCUCACUCCGGGCCGCGUGCGUGCCCGCAUGCGUGCGUGAGUGAGUGCGUGCCACCCGGCCCGAAUCCCUUGCCCUAGCGGACCCACUCUUGCCGCCUCCAUCCCCGCAGGUUUCCUUCUAGCCGAUUGCUCCCUUCACGCGUGUGGGCGCGCCAUGUGCUCCCUAGCAACGGGCGUCACCGGCGUCAGGCCCCGGCUGCAGGAGGCUGAGGAGGAGGAGGAGGAGGUGCCCGGCUUGUCGGACAGCGGAGACGAGGUGGCCUGGGAGGAUGAGGAGGAAGAGGAGGAGGCGGAGCCGCCCCGAGACAAACAGCAGACCCCCUGCCUGUUCUGUGACAGGUUAUUCACUUCUGCUGAAGACACAUUUUCUCACUGUAAAUCUGAACAUCAGUUUGAUAUUGACAACAUGGUCCAUAAACAUGGGCUUGAAUUUUAUGGAUACAUUAAACUAAUAAAUUUCAUCAGACUUAAGAAUCCAACCUCAGAGUAUUUGAAUUCCUUAUGCAAUCCAGUGCCUUGGGAGAAAGAGGAGUAUUUGAAACCAGUAUUAGAAGAUGACCUUUUACUUCAAUUUGAUGUAGAAGAUCUUUAUGAACCAGUGACAGUCCCAUUCUCAUACCCUAAUGGGCUUAGUGACAACACAUCUGUUCUUGAGCGGUUGAAGCACAUGGAAGCCAGAGCACAGUCUGCUGAAGCAGCAUUAGCUAGAGCCCGGGAAGACCUUCAGAGAAUGAAACAGUUUGCGCAGGAUUUCGUGAUGAACGCAGAUGUCAGAACCAACUCGUCAUCCACCACUACCAUUGCGGACCUUAACGAGGAUGAGGAUGGUGUUUAUUUCAGCUCAUAUGGGCAUUAUGGGAUACAUGAAGAGAUGCUAAAGGAUAAAGUACGAACAGAAAGCUAUCGAGACUUUAUAUACCAAAAUCCACACAUUUUUAAAGAUAAGGUAGUUUUGGAUGUUGGUUGUGGAACUGGAAUUCUCUCUAUGUUUGCAGCUAAAGCUGGUGCUAAACAGGUCAUUGGAGUUGAUCAAUCAGAAAUAAUUUAUCAGGCAAUGGAUAUCAUAAGGCUAAAUAAACUUGAAGGUAUCAUUACACUAGUCAAAGGAAGAAUUGAAGAAGUUGAUCUUCCUGUUGAAAAAGUAGAUGUUAUCAUAUCAGAGUGGAUGGGCUAUUUUCUCCUCUUUGAGUCUAUGUUGGAUUCUGUCAUUUAUGCAAAGGACAAAUACCUGGCAAAGGGAGGAUCAGUCUACCCGGACAUUUGCUCAAUUAGCUUACUGGCUGUGGGAGAUCCAAACAAACAUGCAGAUAGGAUUGCUUUCUGGGAUGAUGUAUAUGGGUUCAACAUGUCUUGCAUGAAGAAAGCAGUUAUUCCAGAAGCUAUUGUGGAAGUUUUGGACCCAAAGACAAUCAUUUCAGAACCAUGUGGCAUUAAGCGUAUAGAUUGUCAUGCUGCAUGUGUUCGUGAUCUCGAGUUUUCUUCAGAUUUCACUCUGAAAAUCACAAAACUGUCCAUGUGUACGGCAAUUGCUGGCUACUUUGAUAUCUUUUUUGAGAAGAACUGCCACAAAAAAGUUUUAUUCUCUACUGGUCCCCACACUACCCAAACCCACUGGAAGCAAACAAUAUUUCUACUUGAGAAGCCAUUUUCUGUUAAAGCAGGUGAGGCCUUAAAAGGAAAGAUAACCAUUCAAAAGAACAGGAAGGAUCCACGUUCUCUCAUCGUUACUCUUAAAUUGAAUAACUUAACUCAGACCUAUAGCCUUCAGUGAAAAAGUUGUUCUUUGUAUACAAAGCUAAGUGAAGACACCUUGGAUGAAGAAACAUGGUGCAGGAAACUUCUUCUGGUUGAUGGGUUCUUCACUAGUGAGUCUUAUGAAUAAGAGAAAGGGUUGAGAGAUGUUCCACACAAACACCAACUGAUUGAUUUCUAAAAGGAGAUCUUUAUAAUCACGUAUUCUAAAUCUGACAGCAAACUUAUCAAACUGCAGCCUGAUAUAUUUCCUGUGCUGUGAAAAAACUGAAAGUCAAAACUAAAUGUAUUUGGGGAAAAACAUGUCCGUUUUCGUCAUAUAACUUGAAAACUGAUUAGGAGAAAUAUUUUAGUGGCCCGGUUUAAUUGAUCCUGUUAUGAAAUGGCCCUUGGGGUCAUCAUCUUAUGUCUCUAUUUUGUGAGUCCUCUCUUUGGAUAUCCUUUCAAUACAACCUCGUAUAUGUAAUGCUAGAAGCUGUAGCUUCUACUAUCCAAACUAUCUUCAAAGACAAGUCCGUAUAUAUUAUCGUUUGCUAACUUAGAGACUUUUUUCAAAUUAAAUUAUGUGCUUGUAACAAUUGUAAAGUGUGGUUAAUAUUAGGUAACAUUUUACAUUCUAAAAUUGUACUAUUUGCAAUUAUUGCCUCAGGUUGAAAGAAGAAUGUGGCAAACAUUCGUUUAAAUAUAUGUGAUGCUAUAGUCAAUUCUUUAAAGAGGGUCCUACAAAGUAGCCCCUUUAACAAAACAAAUUUUAAGGUCAUGUGUCAUGCCUUGCAGAUAAACAGAUGGAUUUUUUUUCAGAACUAAGUAUGUUGGAAGUAUUAUUAUAACAUGGUUCUACCAAAGAAAAUUCCUUUCUUUUAGGUGAAACUUGGGGACUCUCAGCUCCAGCUCCAACUAAUUGCCCCUAUCUACUGUGUGCUAUCCCAAUAAUAUAAGUAGAAAUCACUGUUCCUGAGAUGAAGAGAAAUUGUGUUCUCUCCAUUAGACUUAAAUAGAAAAAAAAAUCAUCAUCAUAGCUUUUAAACUAAGAGCAAAGCUUCCCCUCAGCCAUCACUCCUAUCAAUAUUACAGAUUUUUAAUGACAACAGAGAAGUUACACUCCUUCAAAUGGUAUGGUUAAGAUAAUAAUUCAGAUACUCAUUCAUCCCCACAUUACACUUCAAUUUUACUGGUGCUAAACUUCAGCCAGUUUCCUUGUCUCAAAAUUUAUCUUACUCAGUUUCAGGAUAUAGCAAUAAAUCUUAGCGUAAGAACUGAAAAUAGUGAGACCCAAAAUGAUAAUGAUGAUGAUGGUGAUUAUGACUACCUGAAAUGCUUAAGAAUUUCUUUUCAGUUGUCUCAUGUUGAUCCAAACAGGCUGAUAGAGUCUGAUAGGUUACCACAAGUGGAGAACUCAACGAACACCAUCUGGAGUCUUUUCUAGAAGGAAAGGGCCCAAUUGGGCCAAAAAAAUGACAUCUCUUCCUUCCAUAGAAGAAUACUUUGUUAUUGAGUUUAUAGCUAAGAAUUACUGUACCCUUCCCAAACAGUGUUAAAAUGAUACGCUGCCUUUUAAAAAGACACAUUGGAGAAAUAGGAAUUUGACAUUAACACUAAACACAAUCUCAAAAUGUAGUGAAAUUUCAGAAUGGACCCUGUUAGAAAGCCACGUGUGACAGUAAGUAGAACUAUUUAAAGAAAGUUUUCUUUCUACAAAACUCAGCUCUGUUUGCAUGGUCCAAUCAGAUGUCCUUCUUUUGGUCUUUAUUUAGAUAGAAGCCAUAAUUAUUAGAAAUUAUUUUCAUGCUUGUCAAAAACUACCAUCCCAGGGGGGGAAAAUCAUGUAUCUCUAACAAAGCUGUAACUAGAACAGGGUUAUUUGUACCAACAGCUCCUGCCAGGUAGGUAGGAAUGAUGUACAAGCUAGAUGGGCACCAAUAUCCAGGACUGUACUUUCCUUCCUGCCAAUGCUCCAGAUUUCCCUCUCAGGAUAUUGGCUCCCCUGUGGCAGCAACACAACUAUCCCACCUUCCUUGCAUGGCCCUAAAAAGUCUUGUUACCGGCGUGCCCCUGCCUGGCCUUCUCCCUGCCGCUGUGGCCAGGAUUGGCCACCAUCCCCUCAUUCCUAUCUCUCUUCUUUUAGAUCUUGGGGAACCUGGAUUGGUCUAAUGUAUCCCGGGGGUAUUGGCAAUACUCUUUGGAAAAGGAGUUACCCCUUAUCCUCGCCCUGAAUUGAAUUUGCUUUGAAUGCUAGAAAGGCUAGUUGCUAGCUCUGUCUUCUAAACCCAUGAUGUCCAAGUCAAAUAGAAAUGUGGGCCACUAAGCUGUACAUAAGGAUCUCUGUGGGCCACAUAUUGACUUAGAAAACCACACGUGUUUAUGUAUUUUAUUAAUGCAGCAACAUAUUAAAAUCAAAGAAACUACAUUUUAAUCUGGUUCUUGUUAUACUCAAAAGGGUUAUGGGCUGUGUGUUUGACCCCUCUACUCAAAAGCUGUUUUGUCAUAUGUUCAUCUUAAAUUGCCCAGUUUGGGAAUAAAAUGUCUUUCCUUAAAAUUCUCUGUGAAAAAUAAACAUACACACACUUUGACAA